Messenger RNA from Phoenix dactylifera (date palm), 1042 nucleotides. RefSeq names its product eukaryotic translation initiation factor 4E-2-like. Lineage: Eukaryota; Viridiplantae; Streptophyta; Magnoliopsida; Arecales; Arecaceae. Gene Ontology annotation, cellular component: cytoplasm; eukaryotic translation initiation factor 4F complex. Gene Ontology annotation, biological process: translational initiation. The record is from RefSeq and is a predicted model, not a curated record. Gene Ontology annotation, molecular function: translation initiation factor activity; RNA 7-methylguanosine cap binding.
AUAACAACCCUCCCCACGAGCCCGGAGGAUGGGGUUCGAAUUUGAAAACCGGAGCUCCAGGGAUUGACUGGAGGGCGGCGAGGCGAUGAUGGAGGAGGAGGAGAAGACCACAGAGGGCGGUGGAAUGGGCAAGGGGCCUCCGGCGGCGGCGGCGGAGGCGGAGGCGACGGAGGAGGUGGAGGAAGGAGAGAUCGUGGCGGAUCCGAACACCUCGGAGGUGGAGGAGGGGCCGCGGCGGUUGCGGCAGAGCCAUCCUCUGGAGCACUCGUGGACCUUCUGGUUCGACAACCCCUCCGCCAAAUCCAAGCAGGCCGCUUGGGGAAGCUCCAUCCGCCCGGUCCACACCUUCUCCACUGUUGAAGACUUCUGGGGUCUUUACAAUAAUAUACAUCGCCCAAGCAAAUUGGCUGUUGGAGCGGACUUCUCUUGUUUCAAAUACAAAAUAGAGCCAAAAUGGGAGGACCCAGUGUGUGCAAAUGGGGGAAAAUGGACCAUAAGCUGCUCUAGGGGGAAGGUUGAUACGUGGUGGUUAUACACAUUGUUGGCUAUGCUCGGCGAGCAGUUUGAUCAUGGUGAAGAAAUAUGUGGGGCAGUCGUCAAUGUACGAGCAAAACAAGAGAAGAUUUCCAUAUGGACAAAAAAUGGUUUGAAUGAAGCUGCUCAGUUGAGCAUUGGGAAACAAUGGAAGGAGAUCCUGGAUUACAAUGAGACCAUUGGUUUUAUACUGCAUGAUGAUGCAAAGAAGCACGACAGAUUUGCCAAGAGUCGAUAUCAAAUAUGAUCUUCCUGUUUUAACAAGUAGAAUGAACCUAUGAUUUGCUUUUUCUAGCAUCUAACUAGAAGCAUGAGGCGAUGACAUCAAAUAGUGCUGAUGACAUUUUCAGUGGAUACUGAUGAUUUAUUUCUUCGGUGAUGGUCUUGUUCCUUCUUGAUCCCUGUAUAGCUUCUUGCGCUGUCAGCCUAGCUGCUAAUAUCUUUGAAUGCUGACUUAUAGUAAUGUUGACUUAAUGCUCCCUUUGUGGUGUUGAUUUUCCUCUUGAUA